Symbiodinium necroappetens is the source of this 1488-nucleotide messenger RNA. The record is from the annotation of a GenBank genome assembly. NCBI's taxonomy places the organism in Eukaryota, Dinophyceae, Suessiales, Symbiodiniaceae.
AUGAAGAGUGACGACUCCCGUCCGCGAGGUGAAAGGGAGGUGCUGAUCAACCCGGGUCCAGACUUCGAGCUCAAAGUGGUUGAGGGUCGCACAGCCGGAGUCUUUAUCGCCCCGGAGCUUGACAAGAUCGAGCAAGUCCCGCCUGGCGAAGAUCCGAAGAUUUCGCGAGCGAAGAUGCCCCGACGUCUGCCGCUUUUCGAGAAGCAGCAGCAGAAGGUCCUGGCUGGGAAGAAGAAGAAGGACGACAUGCUGCCUUCGCUAAGGCAACUUGCAGAUAGCCAGACAGGCGAAGCAUCUGCCAACAUCGCAGACUUUGCGCAGGCAGAGGAGAAGGAUCGAGCAAGGGAAGUGGAUCAGCUCAAGGCAGAGAUGGACGAGCAGUACGAGGACAUCAUGCUCAGGGUGAAGAAGAGGUUCUUGGAGAAAGGACUUCAUCCCGAUCUUAUCGGUGCCGCGACGAACACGGAGCCCUACCAGAGAAAGUUUCCGCGCCGCAACCUCGUCAACAAAGCGGAGGACGCUGGCUCAGAUGGUGAAACGGAGGGCGAAUCCAAGAAGCUCCUCGGCAAGGUGGCGAACGAGGCGCUGGACAAGAUGGAGAAGAAGAAGCAGGAGCUCGAGAAGCUCGAGGCUCUGCUGGACCGUUGCCGUCGUGACGCCAUGGGAGAGCGCAGACCCCCAAAACAUGUGCUAAGCGCCGGAGGACACAUCCUGGUCUGUUUCGUGAGUGACACGGAAGUGAGCAGCAUCGCAGUCGGAAGCUCCAAACUGACCGGUGCGCCUGUUGGAAUCCACAUGUUCAUGAAGGCACUCAGAGACGACCGGUUGGAGCUGAACCAGGGCAGCCAACCCACCGUCGUGUUCAUGGGAGAGCUUCAGCCCUCAGACUGGCACGAGAUCUGCCACAUGGAAAGGGUUUAUUUCAUCUCUGGCUCGGCCCUCCGUGCGGAGGACUUGAUCAAAGCCGGGAUUGAGACUUGCAGCGCUGUCGUCAUCGCCAGGACCCACCCGGGAGCUAUCGGGAAGGUCAAGAAAACUGCGGAUGCACGAGUUGUGCUCGCAGCAACUCUGGCGUCACACCUGCUGCCCUUCGAGAAGGUAAUUCCUAUUACAACGGACCACGCCUAUCCCGGAAGCUGUGAACUCCUGCCGCCCGAGAGAGUUUUCAUCGAGGAAGAGCCUCUGCUCAGUACGGCCGUGGUAGGCCCGCCUCCCGAGCUUCCUCAAGCGCUGACGGCAUUCAUGAAGGGCGCCAAGGCUCUUGCUCGUUCGAUGGGUCUGGAUGGCAAGCCGCCGCCUGUCAUCGAUGUUGAGAGCCUGGAUGGGGGCAACUCCACCGAGAGGUACGAGGACAUGGAAGUCCAUGACAUCAAGUAUCAUCCCAGAUACCUUCGCGGCCAGGUGUUCUACGCAUCGACGGUCACUUCCAUGGUUGCCAGUUCGAUGUACAACCCGAACUUGAUCAACAUGGUGGAUGCACUGAUCGAG